Linum tenue is the source of this 3809-nucleotide messenger RNA. Lineage: Eukaryota; Viridiplantae; Streptophyta; Magnoliopsida; Malpighiales; Linaceae. The record is from the annotation of a GenBank genome assembly.
AUGGAGAAGGGAAGUUCAACUUGCAGCAGCCACCAGCUGGAGGAGAAGAAGGGAGGUGAUAAUGGCGGAAGCAACAAAACAGUAGCAUUUCACAAGCUUUUCACCUCUGCCGCCGACUCGACGGACGCUCUUCUGAUGACGCUGGGCACGAUUGGCGCCAUGGGGAACGGGCUCGCCAUGCCUCUCAUGUCCAUCUUGUUCGGACAGCUCACCGAUUCUUUCGGACAGAACCAGCAGAGCAGCAGCGCCCAAGUGGUGCAUUUGGUGUCCCAGGUUUCCGUCAGGUUUGUCUACCUGGCAGCUGCUUCUGCUGUGCUGGCUUUCCUCCAGGUGACUUGCUGGAUGGUGACAGGGGAGCGGCAGGCUGCGAGGAUUAGGGUUUUGUAUCUGCAGACUAUAUUGAGACAGGACAUCGCGUUUUUCGACGGGGAGACGAACACCGCGGAUGCGGCUAUUAGGAUCUCUAAUGACACCAUUCUGAUCCAAGAUGCCAUGGGCGAGAAGGUUGGAAAAUUCAUCCAGCUUCUGGCGACAUUCAUCGGAGGAUUGGUGAUAGCAUUCAUCAAAGGCUGGCUUCUCACCCUUGUUCUGCUAAGCUCCAUCCCUGUGUUUGUCGUAUCUGGUUGGAUCAAGUACUUGGCGAUAGCGAAGAUGCUAUCCCGAGGGCAAACAGCAUAUUCAAAAGCUGCAAAUGUGGUCGACCAGACAAUUGGAUCAAUAAGAACAGUUGCAUCAUUUACUGGGGAGAAGCAGGCCAUAGAAAACUACAAUAAGCAUCUCGUUGAUGCUUACAAAUCCGGUGUCAAUGAAGGCUUGGUUACUGGAUUAGCUCAAGGGAUGUUUAUUUUGAUUAUGUUCUGUACCUACUCUAUGGCCAUAUGGUUUGGUGGGAAGAUGGUUCUGGAGAAAGGGUACAGUGGGGGUGAAGUAAUUAGUGUCUUAAAUGCUAUCUUGACCGGUUCAAUUUCAAUUGGGCAAAUUUCCCCUUGCUUGAGUGCUUUUGCAGUAGGUCAAGUAGCAGCAUAUAAGAUGUUCGAAACCAUAAAAAGGAAGCCAGAGAUUGAUGCUUAUGAUUCAAAGGGGAAGGUGUUUGAAGACAUAAGUGGAGAUAUAGAGUUCAAACAUGUGCGCUUCAGUUAUCCAGCAAGACCAGACGAGCAGAUAUUCAAUGGGUUCUCUGUUUCUAUUAAAAGUGGAACGACUGCAGCUCUGGUGGGCCAAAGUGGGAGUGGGAAGUCGACUGUGAUUAGUUUGAUAGAGAGGUUUUAUGACCCACAAGCUGGUGAAGUUCUCAUAGAUGGGAUUAACCUGAAACAGUUUCAGCUCAAGUGGAUCAGAGGGAAAAUUGGGCUUGUUAGCCAAGAGCCUACACUGUUCACAUCAAGCAUUAAGGACAACAUAGCUUAUGGGAAAGAAGGUGCAUCCAUUGAAGAGAUAAGAGCUGCUUCUCAACUAGCAAAUGCUGCUAAAUUCAUCGACAAGCUACCUCAGGGACUAGAUACUAUGGUGGGUGAGCAUGGAACUCAGUUGUCUGGUGGGCAGAAGCAGAGAAUUGCAAUAGCAAGGGCAAUUUUGAAGAACCCAAGAAUCUUGCUUCUCGAUGAAGCAACAAGUGCACUUGAUAUAGAGUCUGAGAAGGUCGUUCAGGAGGCAUUAGACAGGAUCAUGGUGAAUCGAACAACCUUGAUUGUCGCUCAUCGUUUGAGCACUGUUGAAAAUGCUGAUAUGAUUGCGGUCAUCCACCAUGGGAGAUUGGUUGAAAAAGGUUCUCACACUGAGCUACUCAGCGUUUCUAAUGGAGCAUACUCUCAACUCAUACGUUUACAAGAGUUAAAACAAGAACCUCUAAAGGACCACAAGAAACCAGAAACCCUUAAGGAUCGUCACCUUAGCCACUCAUCCUCAUCAGUCUCAUUAGAAGAUAUGAGCAAUACAAAUCAUAGCCAUGAAACCAUACAAGCUUCUCCAACGACAAAACAUGUUUCUCCAACCAUCUCCAUCAAGCGACUUGCACAUCUCAACAAGCCAGAGCUCCCAGUGGUUCUGGCUGCAACUAUUGCAGCUGCAUUACAUGGCGUUGUGCUUCCAAUUUUCAGCCUCUUUAUGGCACGAGCAUUGAAAUCCUUCUACGAGCCACCACACGUGCUGAGACAGGAUACCAAGUUCUGGGCCUCCACUGUCUUAUCCCUUGGCUUCGCAUCCUUGCUGGUGUUUCCAUCACAUACAUACCUGUUCAGUGUCGCCGGGUGCAGACUGAUACAGCGGAUCAGGUCAAUCUGUUUCGAAAAAGUGGUUCACAUGGAGGUCGGUUGGUUCGACGAGCCCAAGAACUCGACCGCCAUCAUUGGUGCUAGACUCUCGGCAGACGCGACAAUGGUCCGAUCCGUGGUUGGUGACAAGCUCAGCAUGGCUGUACAAACCGCUGCUUCUGUGGUCGCUGGUUUGGUGGUCGCCUUUAGCGCGAGCUGGCAGUUGGCCUUCAUUGUGCUUGCUUUAGUUCCUUUAAUAGGUAUCAAUUGGUUCGUACAAGUCCAAUUCUUCAAAGGGUUCAGCGGCAACGCAAAGGUGAUGUAUGAAGAGGCAAGCCAAGUGGCGAGUGAUGGGAUUGGGAGCAUAAGGACAGUGGCGUCUUUCUGUGGAGAAGAGAAGGUGGUUGAGUUGUAUAGAGAGAAAUGCAAAGGCCCCAUCGAGGCAGGGAUCAGGCAGGGUUUGAUUAGUGGGAUUGGAUUCGGGGUGUCCAACUUCUUGUUGUUUGCUUUCUAUGCAAUCAGCUUUUACGCUAGUGCUGGCCUUGUGAACCGUCAGAAAGCCUCAUUUCGUGACGUUUUCCAGAUCUUCUAUGCGCUUAACUUCAUGGCCAUUGCAGUUUCUCAAAUGAGCACUUUUGGGGCUGAUUGGUCCAAGGCCAGAACUGCAGCUGCUUCCAUUUUCGAGAUCAUAGACAGGAGACCGAAAGUGGAUCCAAGUGAACAGUCAGGAGCGACGUUAGGCAUUGUCAAAGGAGACAUCGAACUCAGGCACAUACAUUUCAGCUAUCCAUUGAGACCAGGCGUUGAGAUUUUCAGAGACCUCAGCUUGGCUAUCCAUUCUAACAAGACUGUUGCUCUAGUGGGAGAGAGUGGGAGUGGGAAGUCCACAGUCAUUGCUUUGCUGCAGAGAUUCUACGAUCCAGAUUCAGGUAGCAUAACUCUCGAUGGAGUGGAUAUCCAGACCCUUCGAGUCAAGUGGCUGAGACAACAGAUGGGGCUUGUCAGCCAAGAACCUGUCUUGUUCAACGACACUGUUCGCGCCAACAUCGCGUAUGGGAAGCAAGGAAAUGCUACGGAGUCUGAAAUCCUGUCAGCGUCAGGACUAGCAAAUGCACAUAAUUUCAUCAGUAGUCUGCAACAGGGAUACGACACGAUCGUCGGAGAGCGCGGCAUUCAGCUAUCCGGAGGCCAAAAGCAACGGGUGGCCAUUGCACGAGCCAUGGUGAAAGACCCAAAGAUACUGCUUCUGGACGAGGCGACUAGCGCAUUGGAUGCAGAAUCGGAAAAGGUGGUUCAAGACGCGCUAGAGAGAGUGAUGGUGAACAGAACCACGGUGGUCGUGGCUCAUCGGCUGUCCACGAUCAAGAACGCCGAUCUAAUCGUAGUUGUGAAAAAUGGGGCAGUUGUGGAGAAAGGAAGGCAUGAAAGUUUGAUGGCAAUCAAAGAUGGAUUCUAUGCUUCUCUAAUGUCACUUCACACUGGGACUGUACUCGAGGCGUAGAAGUCGAGGAAGUCCUGAUUGAGGAAUGGCUUGUACCGCAACGGGUGCUCUUCAUCGAC